Messenger RNA from Schistocerca gregaria, 3115 nucleotides. Its product is annotated as 15-hydroxyprostaglandin dehydrogenase [NAD(+)]-like. Bases 77 to 847 code for a protein of 256 amino acids. Gene Ontology annotation, cellular component: cytoplasm. Gene Ontology annotation, molecular function: oxidoreductase activity, acting on the CH-OH group of donors, NAD or NADP as acceptor. The record is from RefSeq and is a predicted model, not a curated record. Lineage: Eukaryota; Metazoa; Arthropoda; Insecta; Orthoptera; Acrididae. The transcript is spliced from 7 exons.
AGGGCGCGCUACCGACACUGACCACAUAGCGGCCGCCAGCCACGUCGCCACCACAUCCAUCACACACAGUUCCAGGAUGGAUCCCUCCGGACGCGUCUGCCUGGUGACUGGAGCGGCUGGAGGCCUGGGGCGGGCCUUCUGCAGAGCACUGAUCGCAGCGGGAGCCAAGGUGGUCGCAUCGGACAUUGAUGAGAAGAAUGGGGAGAAGUUUGCUGCCGAACUGAGGAAGGAAUUUGGUGAGGGAACCGCCAUCUUUGUCAAGGCUGACGUUACUAGCUCCGAAUCGCUGGAAGAGGCCUUCAAAGCUGCCAAGUCGACGUUCGGCCGGCUGGACAUCUUGGUGAACAACGCGGGCAUCCUGCAGGAGGACGGCUGGCAGAAGGCGGUCGACAUCAACGUGAAAGGCACGGUGCACGGCGUGCUGCUGGCCCUGAAGCACAUGGGGAGGGCAACAGGCGGAGACCCCGGGCUGGUGGUUAACCUGUCGUCCAUCGCGGGGCUGCACGCCGCCCCUCACGUGCCCAUCUACUGCGCCACCAAGCACGCUGUGGCCGCGCUGUCUCGCUGCUACGGGGCCGCGAUGCACGUGGAGAACACAGGAGUCUCUGUGGUGGCGCUGUGCCCUGGUGCUGCCGACACGUCGCUGACACACAACUCUGCCUUUAACUACCAGCAUCCCUAUCUCAAACCGUACAUCGACCAGGUGCUCAAGAGCAUCCCCAUCCGCAAGCCCGAGUUUAUGGCUGAGGCGCUGCUGAGGGUGAUCCGGGAGGCGAAGUCCGGCUCUGUGUGGUUGGCGGACGACGGUCUCAUCGAGGAGGUGGUCUACCCUCCAAACCUGCAGUGAGGGUGCCCGUCGCCUUCUGGAUUUCUCUGCACCAACACUGGCUGUGUACACACACACACACACACACACACACACACACACACACACACACACACAUUGGUUUUACGCGGCUCAUACUGAGAAAGUCAUCAGCCAUCCAACGAUUUUUUGGACAGAAUGCGUACAUGAACGUAAUCGUCAGAUUUUUCUGAUACUUUUUAAUGCCGUCGUCCCAAUUUCUCCGCACAAACUUUCCUCAUUAAAAUCCUCCGUGUCUGAGGUCAUUCUGGCUGUCAGAAGGCGCUGUCACACUACUUUCUGGAUGUCAGGCAUUUCGUAGCGUCUGCCUUGCAGUCAGUUGUUCAUGGGACCGAAAAGCUGGUAGACGGUAGGUGCCGACUCGGAAAGACCUAGCUUUGGAAAACUUUCACACUGUGGCACGACUAUUGCCCCACUAGUGUGUUUACGUUAAUUUGAGCUACGAACCACUUCCUGCACAGCACCGUGCCCUGCAGGUAGUCACAGGUGGUCGAGGACGACACGGUCAGAAACACUCGGAAAAGUAUCUAACGAUGUUGCGGGGUAGGUUGCACAGAGAAAUAAUUGUGAAGAAAAAAAUUCGUUACGGUGUGCCGCGGUGGUUAAGGUCCGAACACUACAGAGAUGUAAAAGUGUCCGUUUGCAGCUGACGAUUGUACCGAUCUGUCGAGGUCUGAUCAUAUCGGCCACAAUGCAACCCAGAAGACACUGCCUCGCUUUCCUUUUUUUUUUUUAUGACGAUUCAAAACGGUGCCAUUCCCUAAUCUGGCGUUUAGUUUCAGACUGGUAAUGACAGAGGCAGCUUUCUUCGCCAGUCAUAUGACACGUCAAAAAAUUGUCUCCUUAAUCCCAAUAUCUCUGAAAAAAACAAGUUCAUACGACAGUUCACUGAACUUUGUCGUCUUUCAUCAAUAAACAUGGGACCAUAGGGGUAAUAAAUUUUCAUUAGUCUGAGCUACGAACCACUUCCCGCGCUCCCGAGCUACUGUCGCAAUUUUCCAAUUUCAUGGUCAGUGACGCAACUGUAUCCUCAACUCGUCCCUCGCUCAGUGUGCCGUGCUGGCAGCCACAGGUGGUCGAGGACGACCUGGUCAGAAGAAGCCUGAAACGCUUGUAAGGGUGUUGCAGGGUAGGUUGAGCAGAGAAAUAAUUGUGAAAACAAAACAAUUCGAUACGUUGUGCCGUUUCCGAGUUAAUUAGCGUUGAAGUUAGCCAAUCAGACCACUGCGCGCGCAGAUUCAAGCGGACCGCCAGGUACAAUUAGUGUCAGUAGUUUUCAUAGCGUAGAUGACAGAGCUAGAGUCUGCUCGGCCUUUGCAGCGGGUUAGAUUAUUACUACCGUCCCAUGUCUAUCUGUUGUAUCGUUGUAUUGUUCGAGUUUAGGAAACCAAAUGAAGAACGUUUUUGAGGACAGUGUCUCUGGUAGGUCACUUUAAUUUGCACAUGCAACAGCCUGAUUGGCUAACUUUAAUGUUAGUUAUCUUAUACAGCGCACAUGUAUCGAUUUGUUUUCUCAAUAGUUAUUUCUCAGUACAAAUUACCCUGCACACACAAACUCACACACACACACACACACACACACACACACACACACACACAGCCCCACAUCGGGGGUUCGUGUCCUGCCCGCCGCAUCACAAGUGUUCCCUCACUCGCCUCCCCUAACACUGUUGGCACUUUCGCACCUACAUCCGCAUGCUGCCUCAACUUUCGAUUAUUACUCAGAGGCCGCACCCCUGUACCAAUACUUGUAUAUGAUCAUUGACAUCUGAGGCGGAAUCAUUUCUCCUCUUUAACAAGCAGUUCAGUUACAGCACGGUGGCUAAACGAAACACUGAUGUCUGACAUUUCGUAAACAUAGUCUAUGUUAACGUGAAAGAAGUUAAUGACAUACAGUGUGUGAGCGCACAGUCGGAAGUCUGCAGAUUAUCACAACACAGUGAUUUUCAUUUCGUUGUAAGAAAUGUAGUUGCAGCAAACGGCUGCUUACGACUUUCAGUAUGAGCCUCCAACGGAACCGUUACUAGUUCUGUAUCUCAAUGUAGAAACCGCAGCCCAAAUCCCGAUUUUAAUUUGAAAAAGUAGCUGUCACUAACAUUUGUUUUGUGUUACUUGUCGACUAAGCAAGCAAGAGUGUAGCAAACACUGUCUUGGUUUAUAAUGUUGUGAAAACUAGUAUUAAUUUUAGUGCCAAAGGUACAUGUAGAUUUGUUUCAACAAAUAAAUAAAGAAUACAGUAUAUAGUAAUAA